AGUAUGUUAGCGAAACAGUGUUAUUAUUAUAUAGAAAUAAUGGUUAAAUAAUGAAAUUAAAGGUUUAAAAUAAAGAUAUAAUUAAAAUAUACAAUAUUUAAAUAAAACAAUAAACAAAUUUUAAUAAUGAGGAAUAUUUACAACCUACUUUUUGUAAUAAUAGCAAUAUUUGCUCAAAUAUUUGUUUUAAAAGCAGAAAAUCCCUGUAUUAAUGAAGAUACUUGCAAGGGUUGUUUAAGUGCAGAUAUAUCAUGUGCUUGGUGCACGGAUAAGCUUUAUGAAUUUCGUUAUCGUUGCCUUAAUUAUUCACAAUUAGUGGAGCAUGGCUGUCAUACCGAUCACAUUUACGAAAAUGAACCGGAAUUCCAGACACUAACCAAUGCUGCUCUUAAGGAUUAUGAUUCGACCAAUAAUCGUGCAGUGCAGGUACAGCCUCAGAGAGUGUAUUUGAAAUUAGUUAAAUCCCAUCCCGAACGCAUUAAACUUUCAUAUCGUCCGGCACGCAACAACCCUCUAGAUCUCUACGUACUCAUGGAUCUCACAUGGACCAUGAGAGAUGAUCGUGAGACUCUGGUCAAACUGGGCUCUGAAUUAGCCACAACACUCAGUAAAUUAACUUCCAACUAUCGUUUGGGUUUUGGUAGUUUUGCCGAUAAACCGGAAAUGCCCAUGAUAAUGCCACAUCUAAAAGAUAAUCCCUGUGCCACCGAAAGACAAGUCUGUGAACCCACCUAUGGCUAUAAACAUCAUUUAUCGCUGACCGAAGAUGAAAAACUGUUUGUUACAUCUGUAAAUAGCAGUAAAGUUACCGGAAAUUUGGAUAAUUUAGAAGGUGGAUUUGAUGCGCUCAUGCAAGUGUUGGUGUGUCCGCGAGAGAUUGGUUGGAAAGAGGAGGCCCGUAAGGUAGUAAUUUUAGUGACUGAUGGCUUCAUGCACUUUGCUGGUGAUGGUCUAUUGGCAGGCAUAACGAAGCGUAAUGAUAAACAAUGCCACUUGAGUCCAGGAGGAGAAUAUUUGGGUUCCUUGGAAUAUGAUUAUCCAUCGUUGGAGGAAAUCUAUAGGGAAUUGUUGAAAAGGAAGAUAAGUGUAAUAUUUGCGGUAACAGAAGAAGUGGUUACCACUUACAGAGAUAUAAGUAAUCUAAUGAAGGAGAUCAGCAAUGUGGAGAUAUUGAGAGCAGAUUCAUCUAAUAUUUUGGAAUUGAUUAAGAAAAGUUACGAGAGUUUCAUUAAACGCACCCAGUUUACCGACAAUAGUCCCAAUUUUAUAAAAAUGGAAUAUGAAACCGAUUGUGGGGGCCAGUUCCCAACUUUAAGAAAGCGCAACUAUUGCAAUGAUGUGGCAUUGGGCAAGACUGUAGACUUUUAUAUAAAUGUUACUCUUACCGAUUUUCCCGACAAUGGAGUUUAUACCCAUAAAAUACGUGUGGAAGAAUCAGCCUUAAAUGAAUUAAUGGAAAUUGAGGUGGAAAUACAAAAGCCUUGUCCUUGUGUUGAAGAAGCAGAGCCCGAGGAUGAAUAUGCUAGAUUCCAGUGCAAUGAAAAUGGAUUUCUGCACUGCGGCAUGUGUCAAUGUGAUGCUGGAUGGACUGGCACCUUUUGUACUUGCCCCACCGAAGGCACCAAUGCCACCACAAACGAAGCCAUUGAAAAUCUUUGCCGACAACCAUUCGAUUUAGGAAAAUCAGAGGAUUUGGGACCCAUUUGCUCGAAUCGUGGUGAAUGUGAGUGUGGCACAUGUUUUUGUUUCCCCGGUUUUAAUGGCAAAUUCUGUGAGUGUCCUGAAUGCGAUAUCGAUUGUGAUCCCGAGAGAGCCGAUUGUAUGUGUGGUCAAUGUAUCUGCAAGUAUGGUUGGUCGGGCAAUCGCUGUAACUGUAAAGAGAGUACAGAUGGCUGUAUCGGGCCGACAGGAGAGAUUUGUUCGGGCCGAGGUUACUGUGAGUGCGGCGAGUGUUUGUGUGAUGAACCGUUUGUGGGUAAAUUUUGUGAAAUCGGCUCAGAAACUGAAAAUAAGCUUUGCUCCUUUUAUGAGCCUUGUGUGACAUGCCUGAUCGAAGAGAAAACCGAUAUGGGUAAAUGUGAGAAGACAACGGAAAUAUGUUCAAGUGCCCAACAAAAUGAACGAUUUACCACAUCUUUUGUAACAGAGGAAAUAGAUGCCGACAUUCGUUGCUUGGCCCGUGUAGAAAAUAAAUUUGGCAUUAAGUGUGAUCACUAUUUCACCUACCAGACCAUGGGCCAAUCCGAAAACUAUUUACUCAUACAGUUGAAUAGUUGUGAACCUGUUAAUUAUGUGGCUGUUAUGGGUUUUGUUUCCCUGGCCACUUUUAUUUUGGGACUACUCUUGAUUCUUAUCAUUUGGGCUUGUGUCCGAGCUAAGGAUGCUCGGGAAUAUGCCCGCUUUGAGGAGGAUCAACGUAACAGUUAUUUGAUGGAGAGUCCUAUUUAUAGAGAUCCUAUUGGCAGAUAUGUAGUGCCAAAAGAAAUUAAUCGUAAACAAAGCAAUCCAUUUUUAUAAAUAGUGUAAGAGAAAGAGAAUGACAAUAAAUUAUAAUUUUUUUUAUUUAGUUAAGGUAA
Calliphora vicina (urban bluebottle blowfly) is the source of this 2576-nucleotide messenger RNA. RefSeq names its product Integrin betanu subunit (gene Itgbn). The transcript has 8 exons. Gene Ontology annotation, molecular function: integrin binding. Bases 127 to 2517 code for a protein of 796 amino acids. Lineage: Eukaryota; Metazoa; Arthropoda; Insecta; Diptera; Calliphoridae. Gene Ontology annotation, cellular component: focal adhesion; integrin complex; cell surface. Gene Ontology annotation, biological process: cell-matrix adhesion; integrin-mediated signaling pathway; cell adhesion mediated by integrin. The record is from RefSeq and is a predicted model, not a curated record.